Molecule: messenger RNA, 2916 nt
Organism: Penicillium malachiteum
Lineage: Eukaryota; Fungi; Ascomycota; Eurotiomycetes; Eurotiales; Aspergillaceae
Exons: 3
Coding region: 1-2916 (971 amino acids)
Biological process (GO): phosphatidylinositol dephosphorylation
Cellular component (GO): endoplasmic reticulum
Molecular function (GO): phosphatidylinositol-4-phosphate phosphatase activity
Source: RefSeq, a predicted model, not a curated record
AUGCCCGGUCUACUGCGGAAAUUGGUGAUCGUCGCCGCAGUUGACGGGCUGAUUCUGCACGCGCACGGCGUAAACGGACCCCGCCAUAACAAUGGCAGCAAUAACGAAGCCUCGUCUAUUCGCAUCGACUACAAAACUAACAAGAUAAAUGCCCUACCCCCUUGUUCCGCUGAAUCUCUGGAAGGUCAUGAGUAUCUAGAGGCGUAUGGACUUGUCGGAAUUCUAUCCGUUGCUUCUUACUCUUUCUUGGUUUCCAUAACUCAACGACAACAGGUCGCGCAAAUCCAGGGUCGACCUAUCUACGCCGUCUCAAAUGUCGCUAUUAUCCCCCUAGCCUCGCAGUCGGACGCGACGCGCGCAAUCACACAAGCUAGAAAGGAGGUCUCGCAGGACGAGCCUAAUUUUGAUUCGGACUCUGAUGAUGAUAUCCCCGAUAAUGUGGCUGAUGGUGCAGAUACUGAAAUCGGUAGUACGCCCAGUUCGCCGAGUCAGGCCGCGACCUUUCAUACUCGUGGUGCGAGUGUGAGUAGUAUCGCGGAAGAUGUCAUCGGAAAACGCGUGCCGUUUGGUCGGUUUGCGGCCAAUUGGAUUUCCAGGAAGAAUUUGGGAUUGCCGAGACCUGGAGCCCUGACGCAGGAUGUGCCUGAGUCGCCGUUUGAUGACCCGUUAGGCUUGUCUGCUGGUGAUGAUAAUGAUGCUGCUGCUGCAGAGGAGAAUAAGGGGUUGGAAAGUGGCGAUGAUUCUGCACUGGCAGAGGUCUCUGCUAGCCAGAAGAACAGUGGGAAUGUCAGUCCCAAGACUGAGGAUGAUACUCGUCCUGGAUCUAAUCAGGCGAUUGAGCUUUUGCCGAAGUUGCUAAAGUAUACGAAGUUGUUGUUUGCUUCGCAUAACUUCUUCUUUUCGUAUGAUUAUGAUCUGACGAGGUCUUUUGAUGCGCAAGAGGUGCGGACGGAACAUCUUCCUCUUCAUAAGGCUGUAGAUCCUGUGUAUUUCUGGAAUAAGCAUCUCAUGUUUAAUUUCAUUGAAAAUGGAGCUCAUGGUUUCGUUCUACCCCUUCUCCAAGGCUUUGUUGGUCAACGAGAGUUCACAGUCACGAGCCCAGAACCCAAAGAAAAGUCUGACUCUUCAGAAGAAGAGCCGGUUGAGGCAAAGAUUCUGGGCGAUAGCCAAGAAGCGACGUCCGUAGAGACUGAAGUUCCCAAGCGCAACUUCCUGUUGACACUCAUCUCGAGACGCUCUGUCAAUCGACCUGGUCUCCGUUACUUACGCCGCGGUGUAGAUGACGAGGGUAAUACAGCCAACACUGUGGAAACUGAGCAGAUUCUGUCGGGCCCUGAAUGGAAGCCAUCUGAGAAUGUCUACUCAUACCUGCAAGUGCGUGGCUCUAUUCCGCUGUACUUCUCGCAGUCGCCAUACGCCUUCAAGCCCAUCCCAGUGCUGCACCACUCUGCCGAGACUAAUCAGCUCGCUUUUGGACGACACUUCAGAGAGAUGAGUCGCAGGUAUGGUAAGAUCCAGGCUGUGUCCUUGAUUGAUAAACAUGCUGGAGAAUUGAAGCUUGGUGAGCAAUAUGAGAGAUACACUGAUGUGUUCAACAAGGCUGGUGGGAUCGAUGGCUCACCUCUACGCUUGGAAUGGUUUGAAUUCCAUAAUGAAUGCCGUGGAAUGAAGUUUGAGAAUGUCUCUCAUCUUGUUGACCGCGUGAAAGAGACACUGGAAGAGUUCGGGUACACUAGCGUUAAAGACGGCGCGGCAUCGCUGAAGCAGGCCGGUAUCGUGCGCACCAACUGUAUGGACUGUCUCGACCGGACUGGUGUUGCUCAAUGCGCUUUUGGACAAUGGGCGCUGGAGCGCCAGCUUCAAAAUGAAGGCAUCGCGAUUGAUCUUGGCGGCGACUCAUCGACUCAGUGGUUUAAUACUCUUUGGGCCGAUAACGGAGAUGCAAUCUCCAAGCAGUACUCGUCGACUGCAGCCCUGAAGGGUGACUACACCCGCACUCGCAAGCGAAAUUACCGAGGCGCGCUGAACGACUUUGGUCUUACUCUAUCGCGGUACUACAACAACAUCGUGAACGAUUACUUCUCCCAGGCCUGUAUCGACUACCUAUUGGGUAAUGUCUCGACGCAGGUCUUUGAUGAAUUCUCCGUGGAACUGCAGACCACUGAUCCGGGUAUCUCUGUGGGCAAGAUCCGUCAGAAUGCCAUUGAUACCAGCUGCAAAAUUGUCAUCAGCAGUCCCCGUGAAGAGUUCCUUGGCGGAUGGACCAUGUUAACUCCUCGUCAACCCAAUACACUACGAACCCUUCCAUUUGAAGAGUCCGUCCUCCUUCUCACAGAUGCCGCUGUGUACAGCUGUCGCUUCGACUGGGAAACCGAUAAGGUCCUCUCCUUCGAGCGCAUAGAUCUACGCUCAGUCUCCCGUAUCCACUACGGCACUUAUGUUACCUCGAUCUUAACAGAAAGCCAGUCGGAUGAGCGCACUAACGUGGGUCUCGUCAUCGUGUAUCGUGACGGAGAUGAAAACCUAUUACGUGUGAACACCCGUUCCUUGCAAAGUAAUGUUCGACCUGCUACUCUGGAAGCCACCGCCAGUUCUAGCAGAGAAUGGGAUCUCGUCUCCUGGCUGCGUGGAAGCAAGCGUGCGACGACCCGAUUCGUCGCUUUUAAAUCUCUACCUCUCAACAAUGCAGCAGCGAGUCCUCGUCUGGGGCCCACAACGGGUACUGUGCGUGAACUUGAUCGUGUUCGGUCGAUUUGUCUGGAUAUUGAACGAGCUAUGCUAGCGGGUGUUGGAGAAAGUACUGAGACUGGAUCGAUUGUCGAGCAAUCGGAUAUUAUCUCUCUCCGAGAUGCAAAGAAACGAACUGGUAUAUUUGAGACCUUGGUCUAUGAUAUCAAGAAGAUGGUUUGGGCAUAA